AUGAAAUCGCUACUCUUCGGACUUCUGCUCGUAUCGAUGGCUUUGGCCGGAGGACUGGGUCCUGCUGGUGAGGCGAGAGUCCGACGGGGAGGUGAUGGGAAGGUGAAACGAGAUGUGAUCGAUGAUUUGAGAAGAUUCCCGGGCAAGCGUGAUGUGAUGGAUGACUUGAGAAGAUUCCCCGGUAAACGUGAUGUGCUGGAUGACUUGAGAAGAUUCCCCGGUAAACGUGAUGUGCUGGAUGACUUGAGAAGAUUCCCCGGUAAACGUGAUGUGCUGGAUGACUUGAGAAGAUUCCCCGGUAAACGUGAUGUGAUGGAUGACUUAAGACGGUUCCCAGGCAAGCGUGACGUGAUGGAUGAUUUGAGAAGAUUCCCUGGAAGACGU
Messenger RNA from Mesorhabditis belari, 384 nucleotides. The record is from the annotation of a GenBank genome assembly. NCBI's taxonomy places the organism in Eukaryota, Metazoa, Nematoda, Chromadorea, Rhabditida, Rhabditidae.